AUGGCAUACCAAUCCCGAGAAGAAGAAGAGGAGCUCCUCCUCCUCGAUCUUUACGAUCCUCCACAGGAGGAGAAGAAGAAGAGGAAGAAGAAGAAGAAGGAGGAGCUUCUGCUUCUCGACUUCGACGAGAUUGUGGUGCGGCCUGGCGUCAAAAGCCAACCUCCCCGAGAGGUUCUCUCAAGCCAGUCCACGGAAACGGCAACCGCUGCGGGUUUGAAAGAGGCCUCUCCACAACCUGCCCAGCAAUCGAUCUCGUCUGCUUGCCAGGAAUCAUCGGACGAUACUUCUAAGAAAGCGGCCUCUUCGUCAACUUCUGUCCCACCUGAAGCUCCUUCUGCAGCUACCAAGGAAGCUGCCAAUCUAAACUUUUGGGACCUCCACCGUCACCUAGCUGGUCUCGGGGAAAAAGAAGCCAGGUACCGAGAACUUAACCAAAAGGCACCUGGCAGGCCGGGAGAGUUGACACCGAAAUUCGUUACCGACCUUAUAAACCACGCCGAGGGCUCCAUGUGCUUCCACACUGGAGUAUUUACGAAGCAAGAGAAGAACUGGCAGAAGUGUGCGAAAUGCAAGGCUUACCAGCCAGACUUCACCUUCGAGUGUAAGGGUUGCAACACACUUUUGUGUUUGAGAUGCAAGAUCGAGGUCCAGGAUAGGAGGUACUGA
Messenger RNA from Orbilia oligospora ATCC 24927, 666 nucleotides. RefSeq lists its product as uncharacterized. The record is from RefSeq and is a predicted model, not a curated record. Lineage: Eukaryota; Fungi; Ascomycota; Orbiliomycetes; Orbiliales; Orbiliaceae. The transcript has a single exon. Bases 1 to 666 code for a protein of 221 amino acids.